CCUGUACUAUUUUAAUGUAUGCUAAUUAAAAAAAAAAACAAAAAGACUUCAACUAGGAUGUGCACGGUGGGACACACGUGUAGUCCCAGCACUCAGGAGGCUUAGGCAGGAGGAUUAAGAGUUUGAGACCAGCCCAGGCUACAUAAAGAGUUCCAGGCCAGGCAGGGUUCAAAAAAAAAAAAAAAUAAUUCAACCAACUAAUGAAAACCCAGAGCAGCUGGGGGCACAGUGGUUCACACCUGUAAUCCCAUCUACUCAGGAGGCUAAGACCUAGAGAAUCAAAGUUUAGAGGCCUGCCAGGGCAAAUAGUUUGCAAGACCCCAUCUCCAAAAUAACCAGAGCAAGAUGGACUUGGAGGUGUGAUUCAAAUGGUAGAGUGCUUGCUUUGCAAAUGUGAAGCUCUGAGUUCAAACCUCAGUUUCACAAAAACAAAAAACCCAGAGCAAGGUUUAGAAAUACUAUGGCCACUUUAGAAAGAUCAUGCGAGCGCUGCUGGAGGUGAUCUCUGCCCUGCACAAACUCAACAUCGUGCAUCGGGACCUGAAGCCUGAGAACAUCCUCCUGGAUGACAACAUGAACAUCAAGCUCACAGACUUUGGCUUUUCCUGUCAGCUGACACCCGGAGAGAAGCUGCGAGAGGUCUGCGGGACCCCCAGUUACCUAGCCCCUGAAAUCAUCCAGUGCUCCAUGAACGAUGACCACCCAGGCUACGGGAAGGAGGUGGACAUGUGGAGCACAGGGGUGAUCAUGUACACGCUGCUGGCCGGCUCGCCGCCCUUCUGGCACCGGAAGCAGAUGCUGAUGCUGAGGAUGAUCAUGAGUGGCGACUACCAGUUCGGCUCACCCGAGUGGGACGAUUACUCGGACACAGUGAAGGACUUGGUUUCUCGCUUCUUGGUGGUGCAGCCCCAGAACCGCUGUACGGCGGAAGACGCCCUGGCACACCCCUUCUUCCAGCAGUACGUGGUGGAAGAAGUGCGCCACUUCAGUCCCCGGGGCAAGUUCAAGGUGAUCGCCCUGACGGUGCUGGCCUCAGUGCGGAUCUACUACCAGUACCGCCGUGUGAAGCCGGUGACCCGGGAGAUCGUCAUCCGAGACCCCUACGCGCUGCGGCCUCUGCGGCGCCUCAUCGAUGCCUAUGCUUUCCGCAUCUACGGCCACUGGGUGAAGAAGGGGCAGCAGCAGAACAGGGCUGCGCUGUUCGAGAACACGCCCAAGGCAGUGCUGCUGUCCCUGGCUGAGGACGACUACUGACAGCGGGAGGGUGGGGGAGGCCAGCAGAGAGGAGAGCCAAGGAGGGAGACCCUGCGGCCUCCCAAGCUGUGCGAGGCAUGGUGUUCCCAUCACAUAGCAUUGGCGCAGACUGGGACAGGCCCAAGGGGUGAGAGGGAGACUGCCCAGCGGGUCCACCAUCCACUUUUAUCUUCACCGGGGCCCAGAGUCAGUGACACUUGGGCCUUCUUCCCUAGGGCUCCAGAGUGAGGAUCAAUGACAGAAACGCCCGAGGUAAACAUCGCAGAUUUUAUUGACCUCAAGAUAUCCUGUACCACCAAGAGCAGGUUCUUCUCUGGAGAUGUUUUUGGAGGCACAUGGAGGGAAGCCUGACAUUUGUCUUUCUGUGACUCCCCCAAUGCAUAGCUUCACCUGUAAAUUACUUUAUUCUUUCAGACCUCUUUAAGACUGACAUUGCUUUAAAGAGCCCACAUGACUGUUUUUACAGCUAGGGGAGAGAGGUUCCUUCAAGAGGGAAUGGAACACAGCACAGGAGGAAAGAGGAAACAUUUUCCUGCUACAAUAGUUAAUUAUCUGAGAAGAGAGAACUGCUUUGAGGAAGCAAUGUCAGAUCCCCGAAUCAAACAG
This is a messenger RNA of Castor canadensis (American beaver), 1860 nucleotides long. NCBI's taxonomy places the organism in Eukaryota, Metazoa, Chordata, Mammalia, Rodentia, Castoridae. The record is from RefSeq and is a predicted model, not a curated record.